Phlebotomus argentipes is the source of this 1694-nucleotide messenger RNA. RefSeq names its product serine/threonine-protein kinase RIO1 (gene RIOK1). Lineage: Eukaryota; Metazoa; Arthropoda; Insecta; Diptera; Psychodidae. Gene Ontology annotation, biological process: maturation of SSU-rRNA. Gene Ontology annotation, molecular function: protein serine/threonine kinase activity; ATP binding. The coding region runs from base 88 to 1689 and encodes 533 amino acids. Gene Ontology annotation, cellular component: cytosol; preribosome, small subunit precursor. The transcript has 2 exons. The record is from RefSeq and is a predicted model, not a curated record.
UCCAGCUGUCAUUUGCACGUGUAAACAUGUUUGCGCUGCAUUGUGAAAUAAUUUCCCAUUUUUCCCCGUGAAAGUGCGUGAAGAGUCAUGGAAGGACAGUUCAGUGAUGCCGAGGAGGAGGCUGAGGUGAUACUGGACAAGUUGGCGGAAAAAUUGAAAGAAGUCACGACGAUAGACAGCGAAAUCUUCAGGAACCUCCCGGAAGAUGAGGUGUUUGGCGAGGAAUCUCCAGACGAGGAGGAGUUCAGUGAGCCUGAGGAUGAUCUGCAGCUGUAUGAGGAUCGUGGGAUGGUGAAGCAGUCAUCUGGGAUGAACACACAGCGCGCGCCGACGAGAUUGAGCAGUUUCCAGCCCAGUCAGAGCGUGAUGUCGAAGUACUCUUCCCGGAUCCACGUGGGCGCCUUCCAGGGUGCCGCGCAUGAGGUGAAGAAGGCCCUGGACAAGAGCGAUCGCCGCGUGGACGCGGAGCGGACGAAGCUGAAGGACAAGAAGGACAGAGCGACGAUUGACAAGGUGUUGGACGAUCGCACGCGAAUGGUGCUGUUCAAGCUCUUCCGCCAGGACAAAGUCACCAAGAUUGCCGGCAACAUCAAGGAGGGCAAGGAGGCGAAUGUGUACCUGGCGCUGAGCAGUGCGUACGCGCACGAGGCGCUGGCCAUCAAGAUCUUCAAGACGUCCAUUCUGGACUUCAAGGACAGGCACAAGUACAUCGCGGAGGAGUUUCGCUUCCGGCACGGCUAUGCGCGCCGCAAUCCGCGCAAGAUGGUGCGCCUGUGGGCGGAGAAGGAGAAGCGCAACCUGGAGCGGAUGGCCAAGGUGGGUCUGCCCGUGCCGGCGCCGCUGGAGAUCCGCGAGAAUGUGCUGGUGAUGGAGUUCAUCGGGGAGAACUUCGAGGCGGCGCCGCGCCUGGCCCAGGUCACGCCCAGUGUUUCCAAGGCGCGUGAGUUCUACUACGAUCUCGUGAAUCACAUGUGGGACAUGUACAAUCUCUGUCGCCUCGUGCACGCCGACCUGUCCGAGUACAAUCUGCUCGUGCACCGCGACAAGCUCGUGAUCAUCGACGUGUCGCAAUCCGUGGAGCACGAUCAUCCCAAUGCGCUGGAGUUCCUGCGGCGCGACUGUCGCGAGAUCACCAAGUUCUUCCGCAAGCACGGCGUGGCCGUGAUGACGGUGCAGGAGCUGUUCCACUUCAUCACCGACGCCACUAUCACGCAGGCCAACAAGCACGCGUACUUGCAGCAGAUGCUGGAAACGAUCGCCGAGCGCAACCUCGACGAUCUGCCAGACGAGGAGAAGGUGCAGGAGGAGGUCUUCCAGAGUGUCUUCAUCCCGAAGCGCCUGGACGAGGUGGUGCACUUCGAGCGCGACAUCCGCCAGGCGCGCGCCGGCGCCGGCGAUCAGCUCAUCUACAAGACAAUCACCGGUCUCUCAUCGACGCUAGAAGUGAAGCAAGUGCCGGACAUUCUGCAGCGAGACUCUGGCGAGGAGGAUUCGUCUUCCUUCAGUGAUGAUCACGAUGACUAUGACGAUGGUGGGAAGUUCCAGAGCAGCGCUCGGCCGCGCGACGAGUCGCCGGACAGCAAGAAGGCGCGGAAGAAGGCGGUGAAGGACGCCAAGGCGGAGAAGCGCAAGACAAAAGUGCCGAAACACGUGAAGAAGAGGAAGGAGAAAAUUGCACAGAGGAAGUGAAUGAC